GACCAAACCGCAGCUCAGUGAGCUCCUCUUGCAUGGAAACCCUCCUUCCCUGGCAGCCUUUUUCUCUCCCUAGAGCUAGCGGCCAGCAUGGCAGGAUGAACCUCUGCCAGCGAUAAUGAUGGCCAAAAAGCAAGAUGUCCGGGCACCCACCUACAACCUGGUCGUGGUUGGCCUGUCCGGCACAGAGAAGGAGAAAGGCCAAUGUGGUGUGGGCAAGUCUUGCCUGUGUAACCGCUUUGUCCGGCCAAGUGCAGAUGACUUCCACCUAGACCAUACCUCCGUUCUCAGUACCAGUGACUUUGGAGGCCGUGUUGUGAACAAUGACCACUUCCUGUUCUGGGGAGAGGCUGGGCGGACGAUGGAGGAAGGGCCAGAAUGCCGUAUGAAUGUGGUGGAGCAGACAGAGUUCAUUGAUGAUCAGACGUUCCAGCCACACCGAAGCACAGCGCUCCAGCCUUACAUCAAGAGGGCAGCUUCUGCCAAGCUGGCUUCGGCUGAGAAGCUAAUGUACUUUUGCACAGAUCAGCUGGGACUGGAGCAGGACUUUGAGCAGAAACAGAUGCCAGAAGGCAAGAUUAUGGUGGAUGGCUUCUUACUCUGUGUGGAUGUUAGCAGGGGGAUGAACCGUAGCUUUGAGGACCAGAUGAAGUUUGUUACCAAUCUGUACAACCAGCUUGCCAAAACAAAGAAACCUGUGGUACUGGUUCUCACCAAAUGUGAUGAAGGAGUUGAGCGCUAUAUUAAAGACUCACACACCUUUGCCCUAGCCAAGAAGAACCUACAGGUGGUAGAAACAUCAGCACGCUCUAAUGUCAAUGUUGACUUAGCCUUUCUUACACUGGUUCAGCUAAUAGACAAGGGUAGGGGAAAGCCCAAAAUCAUCCCUUACUUUGAGGCACUGAAACAGCAGAGUCAACAGAUUGCCUUAGCCAAAGACCGCUAUGAGUGGCUGGUCAACCGAAUUGUGAAGAACCACAAUGAGACAUGGCCCAUUGUCAGUCGACGCAUGCAGUCUGCCCCUGAGUACAAGGACUAUGUUUUCCUUGAAGGGACAGCUAAGGCCAAGAAGCUCUUCCAGCAGCAUGUGCAUAGACUUAAACAAGACCAUAUAGAGAAACGUAGGAAGGCCUAUCUAAGUACACUACCACAGGCACUGUCUGUAGUGUUACCACAGUUGGAUGAGAUAGACCACCUGAGCUGGUCUGGAGUUCAGAAAGUCCUGGAGACAAAGAGAGAUUUUUCCCAAUGGUUUGUAGUGCUAGAUGACACCCCUUGGGAGACCACACCACACAUUGAUAACAUGGAGGAUGACCGAAUCCCCCAGGACCUCCUGGAGACCCCAGCAGCUGAAGCUAUCUAUGAGACCCACCUGGAGCACCUAAGGAAUGAGCGCAAACGGGCUGAGAUGAGAUGGGAGUUCAAGGAGAAGCUAAGUGUCUCUCCUUUCAUCACACCCGGGAAACCCUGGGAGGAGGCUAGAAGCUUCAUCAUGAAUGAAGACUUCUACCAGUGGCUGGACGAGGCUGAAUAUCUGGAUAUCUACAACAAACACCAGAAGGAAAUCAUUGACAGAGCCAAAGAGGACUUUCAGGAACUGCUUCUUGAAUACUCUGAACUCUUUUAUGAGCUGGAAGUGGAUGCAAAGCCAAGUAAAGAGAAAAUGGGAGCGAUUCAGGAGGUGUUGGGUGACGAGCAAAGGUUUAAAGCCCUGCAGAAGCUGCAGGCAGAAAGGGAUGCUCUGGUAUUAAAACAUAUCCACUUUGUCUACCACCCCACAAAGGACACCUGUCCCAACAGCCCCCACUGUGUUGACAGUAAGAUAGAGCAGAUUCUGGCCUCCAGAUUCCCUACCCGCUACCCAGCAUCAGAUAGUUCAAGACUAGAUUUGGGGAGGGCUGAACGGAUUAAUCUUGUCAUCCUAGGAAAAGAUGGGCUAGCCAGAGAGAUGGCAAAUGAGAUAAGGGCCUUGUGCACCAGUGAUGACAGGUACGUGUUGGAUGGCAAGAUGUAUGAGUUAGCCCUUCGUCCCAUAGAGGGCAACGUACGUCUGCCAGUCAAUUCAUUCCACACACCAACCUUUACACCACAUGGUUGCCUGUGCUUGUACAACUCAAAGGAAUCCCUCUCUUACGUUGUCGAGAGUUUAGAAAAGCUUAGGGAGUCAACUAUAAGCAGAAGGGAAAGGGAAAACAGCUUAGCCCAACUCCCACUGUCCCUCCUUCUGGUCACCAAGCGAGGGGUGGGGUCAAUUGGGGAUAUUGGGGGGGAGACAGCUCAGACUCUUAUCCAACAAGGGCAGCAGGUAGCUGGAAAGCUGCAGUGUGCCUACCUAGACCCUGCCUCUCCAGGCAUGGGCUACGGUCGCAAUGUCAAUGAGAGGCAGAUCAACCAGAUGCUGAAGGGCCUCUUAGAAUCACGGAGAAGCAUAGGAAGCAGCUCCCCUCCAUUACCCCCUCCAGCCUCUGCCUUCAGAGACUCUCAGUCCCAGCCAAUGCUAGAGGCAGACCUGAGGAUAGUCAUGUGCCUGAUGUGUGGAGACACAUACGACAUAGACCAGCUCCUUGCUCCCUUCCUGUUGCCCCAGCAUUGUCGUCCUGCUGCCAGUCUCAGCAGUGGCACCUCCGUUUUGCUGGAUCUUAGUAUAGGAGGUCAGAGGCAAUAUAUUGAGCUGUCACUGCUCUCCUUUCAUUCCUCAUUCUCACUCCGCAAGACCAAGCUGGUCCACGGCUACAUUGCAGUUUACUCUGCUCGCCGCAAGGCCUCUAUGGAGACAUUAUGUGCUUUCCUGUGUGAGGUCCAAGACAUCAUCCCAGUCCAGUUGCUAGCAGUAGGGGAGAGUCAGAUGGAGCUGUCAGACUCAGAGUCAGCUAAGGAGCAGGUCAGCCAGGGAGAGGAACUGGCCCGUGAAAUAGAGGCCAGGUUUAACACAGUGAUAUGUGGACAUGGUGGGGUAGUAGGGGGGCUUCAUAAGAUAGACCUUUUCCAAUCCUUCCUCAAAGAGGCGGUAGAGAAGCGCACUAUUGUUGAGGCCACACACAUGUAUGAUAAUGUGGCUGAGGCAUGUACCAAUGAGAGCAUCAGCCCUCGCUGUGGCUCUCCUAGUCCAGUUAACAUUCUUAUGGAUUCAGAGGACGAUAUUGACCCAUCACCACCUUACCCUACCCUGAGGGAGGAUGUCAGUCUGAGUUCCCAACUGGGAAGCUUCAAGCUGCAAGAUCCGGAUUCAAGUGAUACCUUCUCUGUCAUUUCUGAUCUCAGCACCUUUGAGAGCAAGCUGAACAACAAGGUUCCACCACAAGUAAAGCCGAAGCCUGUACGUAAGGUUAACCUCGGCCCCUACAUGGACCAGCAGGGUGGCACCAACCGCCGCUCUUUGCCCCAAGCUGUCACCUGGGCUCCAGGUAGCGAUGGUGGCUAUGACCCCUCAGACUACGCAGAGCCCAUGGAUGCUGUGAGCAAACCUCGACCUACAGAAGAGGAGAAUAUUUACUCUGUCCCUCAUGACAGCACACAGGGCAAGAUCAUCACCAUUCGCAACGCCAACAAAGGUCACUCCAAUGGAAGUGCCGGGGGGAAUGGGUCCGACAGCGAGGCUGAUAGCAGCUCAUUGGAGCGCAGGAGAAAGUUGUCUGCCAUUGGGGUAAAGCCUAAGCUUUACAGAGACAGAUCCAAACGACUUGGCAAGUUCAGCAGUUUUAGGACGAGCUUCUCUAUAGGCAGUGAUGAUGAGAUGGGGGGUCCACCCAAGGCUAGCCAGGAUGAGGUAGGAGCCCAAAAGGACAACUCCAUCGAGGAGAUUGAGGACCCCAAAAGGAGAAAUAUUCUUAAGAGCCUGCGCAGAACUGCAAAGAAACCACGACCCAAACCCAGGCACUCCAUCUCAAAACCCAUUGAGAGCAACUACUUUGGUAUACCACUAGCCACCGUGGUCACUCCUGAGAGGCCGAUUCCAGUCUUCAUUGAGAAGUGCAUCCGUUUCAUUGAAACAACAGGGUUAAACACAGAGGGCAUCUACAGGGUCAGCGGGAACAAGGCAGAGAUGGAGAGCAUGCAGCGGCAAUUUGACCAAGACCACAACCUGGACCUAGUAGAGAAAGACUUCACCAUGAACACAGUAGCUGGAGCCAUGAAGGCCUUCUUCUCUGAGCUACCUGAGCCUCUGGUGCCCUACAGCAUGCAGGGAGAUCUGGUGGAGGCCUUCAAGAUCAACGAUAGGGAGCAGCGCUUCCAGACGAUGAAGGACAUUCUGCGCCGCUUCCCCAGGGAGAAUUACGAGGUCUUCAAAUAUGUCAUCAGCCACUUGAACAAGGUGAGCCAGAACAACAAGUUGAACCUCAUGACCAGUGAGAAUCUGUCCAUCUGUUUCUGGCCCACACUGAUGAGACCAGACUUCACCACCAUGGACGCCCUGACUGCCACCCGUACCUACCAGACAAUCAUCGAGAGCUUCAUCCACCAGUGCGCAUACUUCUUCUACAAUCAGCCGCUGGCUGACGGCCUCCCCGGCUCCCCCACCUCUACGCUCUCCGGAGGAGGAGGAACCUCGGCCUACUCCUGCAUGGCCGGAGGCUACUCAUCUUCGCCGACUCCGUCCCCGACUCCCUACGUCCUCCCAGCCAUCCCUCCUGUCAUUCCUCACUACGGCCCUCCUAUCCACCACCACCACCACCUUCACCACCAUCAACAUCAGUCCCCACCCCACUCCCCACCUGCUACUCCCCAGUCUCCGAUCCCAGCCCUGCUGCCGCCCUCCCUGCACCCCCAUCACCCCCCUACGGAACAACACACGCUGUGAACCAGGGAUCAAGGGAAAGAGGGGAGAGGAAAAAAAAAACCCAGAAGAAGACGGAUAACGAGAAUCAGAGAGAUUUAAGGGUUUAGAAUAAGAUAUUUUGAAGUUUGGGAAGGAAUUGAAGAAGAAAAAUUGAAACAAGAACAGGAGGUAUGAAGAGAAGUUGGGAGGGAUACAGUAGAGUGAGAUGCAGUAUGUACAGGGAGAAACCUACAUGUUUGGGAGAAGAAGGGGGUGUUUGAGCCUCUGUUGCUUUUAGAAACAUGGACACACACAAGGCAGAAAAGGGGAACACUGAAGAGCCUCUGAACUGGCAGUAUGACAUUUUCCCUCCUUGCCACUUUAUCCCUUUGUCUCUCAGUGUCACUUCAUCUAGACCUGCCCUCCUUGCCUUAUAGAGAACCUACACACAAGCACACUAAUGAGUGAGAUGGAGCCAGUAACUGUUAAAGGGACUCAGAAGUCAAGUUGAAAGGGGAAUCUGAACUCUGUUAUGUUACGAUUGCUUCACCACACACACACACACACACACACAUACACGCACUUGACACAAACCGCCAGUGGCCAGUGUGCCUCCGACAACCAUUCUCCUCAAUUCCUUAGCCUCUAACUGUGCUGGGUAUUUUGGUGGACGCCGCACGUUUUUGCAAUCCGACCCACCUACUGUACCUACCUGGGAGGAUGGGGACAAAGUGGAGAACAGAGAGAGUCCUGAACACGUUUUUUUUUUAUUUUGCCAUUGUACAGAGGACUUGAGCAAGAAACACGUGUUACUACUCACCCGACAGGAUGUUCUGUCCUCCACAACACACACACACACACACACAUUCCUAUCUAUCAACCCCUCACACAGCCACACGCACGCAUGCAGACAAAUUUAGUUUCAGUUGAGGCAGUAUGCCAAACACAGAAGAA
Molecule: messenger RNA, 5707 nt
Organism: Sander lucioperca (pikeperch)
Lineage: Eukaryota; Metazoa; Chordata; Actinopteri; Perciformes; Percidae
Gene: arhgap35a
Product: Rho GTPase activating protein 35a
Exons: 6
Coding region: 116-4795 (1559 amino acids)
Biological process (GO): signal transduction
Molecular function (GO): GTPase activity; GTP binding
Source: RefSeq, a predicted model, not a curated record